Symbiodinium necroappetens is the source of this 4542-nucleotide messenger RNA. Lineage: Eukaryota; Dinophyceae; Suessiales; Symbiodiniaceae. The record is from the annotation of a GenBank genome assembly.
AUGGCAACAUCAGAAAAGCAGAGGGGCAUGAUCUUCUUGGUACUCCUGCAAGAAGAACCUUUGAGUCCGCAACACGGGUGCGCUUGCGAUGGCCGGAACUGGAAACCGCCUAUCCAGCUACGGCCACCAUGUCGGAUGUUCCUGACGUCGCGGAUAGUUGUCAGAAGCAGCGUGUCAUGCUGCAAGGCUUGGGCGAUACGAUGCACGCGUUCUUGCAUCUCCGGCUUCUCCGGGGCCAAAGAUCCCCGAACCGAGUUAGCCCAGGCUCAGGCUCCUGUCGGCCUCUUGCAGCUGCCCCGCACGCGCGGGGAAAGGCUGCGGCAUUUGGAGAUCCUUGACCAAGUUCCCUUCGAUCUCGUGAAUGCUUACCAGGAACGUGAGGCAGAGAGAGGUCAGCUUGUUGGUGCGGCUCGAGGCCCUAUCGGGAAGAUCCUGAGACGACAUCGACAGGAUGAUUCGACGACUUUGAUCCGAACAAUGCUUAAGGCAUGUGUGGAGAAACGCUGGGAUCCGAUGCUCUGGGACACUUUCGUGGAAGCCGUGCAGACAGACCAGCAUCGGCUGACUCCCAGCGAUAUUGGUCUGGUGUUGUUCUGCUUCAUGAAGGCGGACUACCGACGUGACGCAUCCCUGGUUCCAGAGCUGCUGAGGAUCUUGGCCUCGCUUGCUGCGAUGCCAGCUGCAUAUCCUCGGGCUGCACCCGGACAUGCUUCGAAUACGCUGGCGACGGUCGCCACAGCAUCCCUUCCCACAAGUGGGCGGAAGCAUCGGAGAAGAAGCAUGCAGACCGGCGCUCUGAAGGCUCAGAACGCGAGGCCAGGAGGCCGUCCUGCGAAGAAGGCAUCCUUUCCUGAGUAUGCUUUGCUUGCGAGCUUUGCCGCGGCCCAGAACUUCAACUUGGGCAAGGCCUCCGCGGACGACCUGGCCAAGUUGUGCACUCGAGCUUUGCAGAGUUCUUCUGAACUUUCAGGCCGUGUCCUGUGUCGAUUGGUGCACCACAGCGGCAGUCUUAUCCAGGCGACUGGAGGAUGCGGCCCUGCGUUGAAGCUGCUGUUGGGGAUGCAGAAGGAGCUUCGGCAGCGUCUACUGGCUCAGCAAGCAGGAGCGGAAGCGGCAAUAUCAGCAUCUGAUCUAUGCCUGGUAGCGCAUGCCUACGCGCAGAUUCCGCAGCGAGCGGACAAAGGCUUGUUUCAGGAAAUUGAGAAGAGACUCUUGGAUGGUGCAUCGCUUGUCGAGCUCGGUGCUGGCGAGCUGUCCAACUUGGCCAAUGCCUUCUCCAAGCUGUCGGAUGUGGAGCGCAGCGGACAUGUGGAGUUAUUCCACAGUUCCAAAGGAACGGUUCCAGGGGAAGAGGAAGUCAGCGAAGUCUUUGUUAUCGGACGUGCCUUUUCUGGUAACGAUGGUGCCCUCGAAGCCAUUGAUGGCAGCUACGAGUGGAUUGAGUUUGAUACGGGAGAUCCCCAGCAGGAUGAGGAGCUCCGCGACCUGCGGCUCGAAGCCGCCAGGCUCACUGCAGCAGCCUGCCGUCUUGGCAGAUACUCCUUCAACGAAGCGGACGUGCCUUUGGUGAAUCUGCCAGAGACGCUGGAAGGCACUCAUGUGGUGCUCAAUGUAGACGGCACGACCCAGCAGGAACAGACCUUUGAAACUGAGUUUGUCUUUCACGAGGCCGAGGACUGCUCCUUGACGGAGGUCCUCCUUGGCCUGGCGGCGGAGCGUUCCGUGACGGUACUAAAUGCAGGCAGCCCCUACAAGAUCGGGGGGAACUUCGCGGAAGGAGGUGCCGUUGAAUUUGAAGAGAUGCUCUGCAUGCAAUCUACCUUGCAGAUGUCCCUCCGCCGUGCCAGCAAAAUGGCUGCAGAGCAUGGUGUGAGGGCCUCGGGGCAUGCGAGAGUGAAUGGCAAGUCGUGGGAUGUUCACAUCCCAGAGUAUGGGGCCGUCCUUAGCCCCAACGUGGAGAUCUUUCGGGCCGGUCCGGAGUCUGGCUUUCCAUUCCUGGAGGGCCCCCUGGUCUUGGCAUCCAUAAUCACCAUGGCGAUGCCCAACUGCAACCAGGAUCUGGAUGAGCCCUGCGAUGUCCCCGACUCCGCCGAAGAGUAUCAAAGGCAUCUCUUCGCGAAGAUCGCGUGCAGCCUCGAGCUAGCCAUGGCCAUCCGGUCCCGCACUCUCGUCGUGCCUGCGAUCGGCUGCGGCAGGUAUCUGAAUGAUCCCAGCACGGUCGGAAAGGUCCUAUCUGAAGUGUUCCACAGCCGCUUCAUGACGGCUUUUCAGGAAGUCCAUUUCUUCGGGGAGGAGGAGUUCUUGCUUGCAUGCUCGAGCCUCCAACGGGAGACGACGCUUCCCGAGCUGGAACAGCUGGGAGCGCACACGCGAGAGCGGAGGAAUGCAGCAGCCUGGCUCCAGGACGACCCUCUGAUGUUCGCUCCAGAGUUGGGAGAGUCUGAGACGAUUCUCGAUCCGGAAGAGCCACAAACUCAACUGGACCUUGGAGAUUUGCCGAAGGGUCGUCCUCGGCAAAGGCCUUCGGCCUUGGACGGCUUGUCGGACUUGGGCCUCAGUGCGGGCAGCGCAGGCAGCACGGGUGCAGCUGCCGAAGCCCUCCGAGGCUCCGCCGCGGGCUCCGCCCCCUCGGGCUCCACCCGGCCCCGGGCUGCCCAGGUCGACGAAAGCAGCUUCCAGUCGCUGAAGAGCACCGUCGGGAAGGUCUCCAACCAGCACAUCAGAUCCCUGGAGACUCUGCAGACGUCUCUCUCCGAGCUCAUCUCGGAGAGGACCGUCAAAGAGCAGCUGGAGGCCCUCCGGCGUGAGGCUCUCGCCCUUCAGGAUCAGAGCUCCGUGGUCGAGGCGCAACGCCUCGAGUUGGAGGAGCGAGGGGCCGAGUUGGCGGCCCGCCGAGAGGAACUUCUCACCCAGCUUGAGCAGGCCAGAAAAGUGGCAGGCGGAUGCCGGAUGUUGGGAUACCAGCUACUGAACGUGUCCAGUUCAAGGGAGCCAGGAGAGGUGAGGGACCAGGCAGAGACGCAGCUGCGGACAGCCUCCGUUGCCUUGAAUGCAUUCUCAUCAGCAUCGGUUCGGCAUGAGCCGUAUUUCGUCGCUUGCCAAGAGAACCUGCCGGCCCUCCUGCAUUCGCCCGAGUGCGACAUGCGAAAGCUUGCCAUGAUAGCACAUGCUUAUGUUCGCGUCAGCCUUGUGCAGAGUUCCCUUCUUCCCCUGAUCUGGGACCGUGCGAGCCGACUUGCAAAAUCUUGUGAUGGCCAAAGUGCUUCGCUCAUCAUCUUCGCGGCCACCAAGGCUUCGGCAGUAAGCCAACCUUCAGGCAUGGGCUUGCUGCACGCAGUAUCUUCACGUUUCCUGGACUUGCUCAAAGGAGACGUUGGGCGGGUCUCAGCACAAAACCUCGUUGUGACGGCGUACGCGCUUGCGAGAGGAGGCUCUGUAAAUUCCGUGUCGCAGGAGCUGUGGAUUCUCAGUGCCGAGCGCGGGGUGGAUGGACUCAACCAUCUGUCACUCUCUGAGGCCGCAAACUUGGCUGCUGCUCUCGCCGAGGUGUACAAGACAAUGCAGGAUGGGACGACCAGCCGGCAGGCAUUCAUGAGCUACUUUGUGGCACUGUCCCAACGCUUGGAGCGCGAGUUUUCAGAAGGUGCCACCACCAGGUGUCCUUCGCCUGAAGCUGUGGCCAAGCUCGUAACCGCUUUUGGAGAUGUCCGCUGCCACGAGGCUGCCGGCAUUUCGCAAAGGAUAAGCAGGAAAUGUCUACUGCCUGCGCUGCUGCGCAGCUCGACGGUGCCAGUUCGCUCUGUGGCCCAGGCACUGUCUAAUCUGCAAGUCUGCGACGAGGACUUGAUGCAGGAGAUUGUGGUGCGAGCCAUUUUUGAAAGCCGCGCCCCCACAUGUGCUAAGUACAGGCCAAGCAUGCAGGAGUCAAAAAACUUCUGGCCGGCCGUCUACGAUCCGUGCAGGAUGGUGUUGGCUCUGGUGGCGCUGCUUCUUGCCAACCUCGGGAGUGCAGACGACUGGCCAACGUGUGACAAUCGGGCGUUCCGCGAUGAUGAGCUGGAGCCGGGCGGAUUGAAACUACUGGGGGUCAAGGAAAGCCCACUAGGCUACUUUCCCACAGCAAGGGCCGCCGCGACCCUGGAGCACUUCUUUCAACAGCUGCGAGAGGUCCUCAGCGACGACUGCCCGCGUGUCCUGGUGGAAGUUGGCUUGCAGCCGGCAGCUGGACCCCUCCAGUGGCCCGGUCAGAAGAACUGGUCCUCCGCGUCAUUGUGGCUCCGAUAUUUCAACCAUUCGGGCAUGGUAGUGGCGGUGGAUCCUGUGGAGGCGUACCUGCAGCACUGGACGGAGAGUCUGAAGGAGACUACAUGGGAGUUUCCGACAACAGGGGGUCCAAUAUCGACCCUAAGUAGUACCAGUAGGAUCCCGAAUAUGAGGGGAUUUCGUCGACACAGACUGGCGCUUAUGUUAGGAUGCUACUUUAAACACAACGGCACAAGUCGUUAUCACGGUUCGGUCAUGGAUAUUCCUCUCAUCGGUUAA